Molecule: messenger RNA, 3345 nt
Organism: Colias croceus (clouded yellow)
Lineage: Eukaryota; Metazoa; Arthropoda; Insecta; Lepidoptera; Pieridae
Gene: eIF3c
Product: eukaryotic translation initiation factor 3 subunit C
Exons: 7
Coding region: 173-2815 (880 amino acids)
Biological process (GO): translational initiation
Cellular component (GO): eukaryotic translation initiation factor 3 complex
Molecular function (GO): translation initiation factor binding; RNA binding; translation initiation factor activity
Source: RefSeq, a predicted model, not a curated record
CGGUGUUUCUUUUGACGUGUGGAGUGUUUCGUGGGCGCAUAAUUUUUCUUGUAGAUUAGGUAAUGAAUUUAAUGUCGUUUUCAUGAAAUUAUCAACUUCUGCAAGUGCUUUAAGUGGAUCUUGUGUUUUUUGUUAUAUUCGAAGCAGGUAAUCGUAGAGCCCUGGAGUAAUCAUGAGUCGAUUCUUCGCAACUGGGACCGACUCUGAUUCAGAGACUUCUUCUGAAGAGGAGCAGGUAGUACGCGCCCCAGCACCCGUAUACACGUUUAGUGAUGAUGAAGAGGAAACCAAACGCGUUGUGCGUUCUAUGAAAGAGAAGAGGUAUGAGGAAUUGGAAGGAAUUAUUCACUCAAUUAGAAAUCAUCGUAAGAUCAAAGAUUUCUCCUCUGCCUUAGCAUCAUUUGAAGAGCUGCAGAGAGCUUACACUCGUGCUUCCUCAGUUAUUCAAAAGGAAGAAAAUGGAAUUGCUCCUAGGUUUUUCAUCCGAGCCCUUACAGAAUUGGAAGAUUGGGUAACGGGUGCAUGGAAUGACCGUGAUAGCAGGAAGGCUAUGUCUAAGGGCAAUAGUAAAGCAUUAACAUCUCUGAGGCAGAAACUUAGGAAGUAUGCAAAGGAGUUUGAUACUGAAAUUGUGAAGUUCCGUGAGAAUCCUGACCUGCCUGAUGAUGAUGACGAACGUAAAGAUACUUCCUCAUCUGACGAUUCUGAUGAAGAAGAAAAAGUUAAAGAGAAGCCUAAAGUUCGCCGUUCACCUGAGCCACCUCGUAGGCCACCACCACAAGAUGACGAGUCCUCCGAUUCAAUGGACUGGGGUAGCAGCUCUUCAGAAUCCAGUUCCAGCUCCGAUGAUGAAACUCGAGGUGCAACCACCCUCCGUGAAAGAUUCUUGAAGCGUACCACUGAAAGAGAUGAUGAUGAAGAGAGGGACAGGCGUAGGGCCAGAAGGGAGAGACGUGAACGAGCUGGCAAAGUUAGCAAGAAAGAUCCAGCUGACGAUGGCGGAGAGUGGGAAACUGUACGCAAAGGUGCAGCAACUUCCGAUAAACCCAAGAUGUUUGCUAAGGAUAGUGACAUAGAUGCUGCCUUAGUUGUGAAGAAACUUGGUGAGAUUAGCGCCGCUCGUGGUCGUAAGCGUACCGAUCGCCGUGCUCAACUCGAACUUUUGCACGAACUUAGGACUGUUGCUCAACAGCACAAUCUUGGGGAUGCUCUUCAACUUAAAUUACGUGCUGCAACUGUUGCUGCACUCUUUGACUAUAACCCUAAAGUGUCUGAUGCUAUGAAACCAGAAUACUGGUCUAGGCUCGUUGAAAAUGUCGACCAUAUGGUUACUAUUUUGCUAGCUCAUGAAGAUAUGGUACUGAGCGAAAUGAUUACUGAGGAAAAUGAGCAAUUAGUAACUCCUCCAUUCCAAGUUCGUGGCUGUUUGCUCACUGCACUUGAGCGCUUGGAUGAUGAAUUUACUAAACUUCUUAAAGAAUGUGACCCCCAUUCUAAUGAAUAUGUUGAGAGAUUGAAGGAUGAAGUUAGGGUAUCAGCAUUGAUUGAUCGCGUAUGUCAAGUUGUAGAACGAGAUGGUUCUCCUCAAGAAAUCUGUCGUGCGUAUCUUCGUAAAAUCGACCAUCUUUACUACAAGUUCGAUCCACGCGCGGUUAAGAAGGAUCUGCCUCCUGGUGAGGAGACUUCGAUUAAGAAGAUGGAACGCUUCUGUAAAUACAUCUAUGCAAAUGAUGAAUCGGACCGUCUGCGAACGCGCGCAAUCCUAUCUCAUAUCUACCACCAUGCUUUGCACGAUAAUUGGUUCCAAGCACGCGAUCUUCUGCUUAUGUCUCAUUUGCAAGAAAAUGUUCAACAUUCUGAUCCUAGCACCCAGAUUUUGUACAACCGUACAAUGGCCAAUUUGGGUUUAUGCGCAUUCCGCCGCGGGAAUGUGAAGGAAGCUCACGGCUGUCUCGCAGAACUGAUGAUGACUGGAAAACCCAAGGAAUUACUGGCCCAAGGUCUUCUGCCCCAACGUCAACACGAGCGCUCUAAAGAACAGGAGAAAAUUGAAAAGCAGCGUCAAAUGCCCUUCCACAUGCAUAUUAAUUUGGAAUUGCUGGAAUGCGUAUAUUUGGUGUCCGCUAUGUUGAUUGAAAUACCUUACAUGGCAGCUCACGAGUUCGAUGCCCGCCGUCGUAUGAUAAGUAAGACAUUCUACCAGAACUUACGUGCUAGUGAGCGUCAAGCGCUCGUGGGACCGCCGGAGUCGAUGCGAGAGCACGCUGUAGCCGCCGCUCGGGCCAUGCGUCGCGGUGACUGGCGCGCAUGUCUCAACUUCAUCGUCAACGAAAAGAUGAACGCUAAGGUUUGGGAUCUUAUGGUAGGUGCUGACAACGUUCGCGCGAUGCUUGGUCGUUUAAUACGCGAAGAGUCCCUACGCACGUACCUAUUUACGUACGCGCACGUAUACGCAUCCUUAUCUCUCCGCUCAUUGGCCGAUAUGUUUGAACUGCCUCGCCAACGCGUGCACUCUCUCGUCUCCAAGAUGAUUAUAAAUGAAGAACUGCUUGCGUCAUUGGAUGAUCCUAGCGAAUGUGCGAUACUUCACCGCUCUGAACCAACUAGGAUGCAAGCGCUGGCGCUACAACUUGCUGACAAGGUUGGCAACUUGGUGGAUUCAAACGAGCGUAUUUUCGAGAAGCAAGGGUCGUUCUUCCAGCGGGGCGGUGCGCCGAGGGGCGAAGGCCGGCAGCGCGACCGCCCGCGCGAGGGCUGGGGGGGGCGCCGCCAGCGCAACCGCCGCCGCGACGACGAGCGCGGACACGAAGAUUGAAGCACAACUACAUACUGAGCUAUACAGUGAACACCAACACAUUCUUACCGUUCAUCAACUCCGAGGAAAAGUGCUCACUGCAAAGCUCCACCAAUAGCGACUCGAAUGAUUGUAUGAAGGAUAUGUGUAAUAACAACACACCUGUCACAAAUUCUAAUGAACAACACGAUAAAUAUUUCCAAGUCGGUAAAAUUACAUUUCAGCGGCGAUUACGUUUCUACCAGCCUAAACUUUCCUGUUGUUAUUGUAAAUUAAGUGUCUUAUAUGCAAACAUUUGUGUCGCUAAUUUAAAUCGUUUCAUGUUCUUGGCUUAAAGCGCCCUUCCACAUGACAGCGGCGGAUUCUUCAUGGGUAUGUUUAUAUCCAUCGUUUUCGUCGUUUAAUGUGGAAGGGCGCAAAAUGUUGAAAUCCAUCAAGCUAUUUUCUUUUUUACUCGCCAUCGGCCAUACGAAACUAACUAAAGGGUUUUCGUAAGUAGAAAAUAGCUCCAGUUUUGUAAAUGAACAUUUGAAUAAAUAUAUAUUCUGUCA